AUUUCCCGUAACCAUGGCAACCAUCACGCUUCCGUCACAACACACCCAACAACAGAAAACAUGUUGACGCUCGUAAACAUCACUGAAUUGAACCUCUCUGUAUUUUCCGGCCGAUUAACCAUCUGUAAAUUUCGCGAUGAUGUGGAUGCUGGAAUCACUACGUCAAGCUGCGUUGGUGCCACCGGUGCCAAUAAGGUUUUCGUUCGACAUGCCAGUCCAGUCCAACAGGAUCAAAUUCAAUAUUUGAACAUUGACCAAAAUAUCACAGCUCUAUGCAACCACCCCCAGCAUCCUGCCGCCGUUGUCCUGGGAACAACAUCUCACUUACUCAUUUAUGACAUAGCUGAAAAUAAAACCAUCAUGAGCAAAGAGAUUGAAAAUGGGGUUGGAGCCGUUGUCAUAGGAUCCUUCGAUGACUCAGAUCAAAUGAACGUCAUUGUCGGCGGGAAUUGCUUCCUCCAGUGCUUCAACAUGGAGGGGAGUGAGCGCUAUUGGAACGUCAUGAGCGAUCAAGUAUCCGCGUUGGCCCUCAUCGAUUUUGACGGUGACGGCCACAACCAUUUGCUGGCCGGAACAGACGAUGGAAAUCUACGUCUGUUUAGAAACGGUCGCAUGACGACCGAAAUGAAAGAAACAGACGCCGUCACAUUUCUAAUAGCCCUGACCGAUCACUGCUUUGGAUACGCUCUAGCCAAUGGAACAGUUGGCGUUUACCACAAACGUAACCGCCUGUGGAGAGUUAAAUCCAAGAAUCAAAUUGUCGCUCUGGCGUCUUACGACGUCGAUAACGACGGCCAUCCGGAAUUGAUUUGCGGGUGGAGUCACGGCCGAUUCGAUGCCAGACAUUGGCAAACGGGUGAAGUGGUUUUCAAGGAGAAAUUAGAUGCCCAACAUUCAAUUGUGGCUCUACUCGUCGACGAUUGGCUUCAAAUGGGCCAUGCCCAGCUCAUCGUUUGCUCUCAACUUGGUCAAGUUUGGAGUUACCUGCCAAGCGACUUGGAAUUGACAUCGCUCGAACGGAUCAAGGACGAACAUGCCACUCAAGCGGAAGAAGAGGCCAUCCGGAGGUUAAUUAUUCGUAAACAAAACCUCUUGGCCGAGCUGGAGCACAUCCGCCACCACGCUGAAAAUUCGACAGUGGCAGAAAUAGCGGAUGAUCGAGUUCAAUUAACAGUGAAACACGACCAAGAGCACGUUUUACUCGAAUUAGAAGGAGGCGGUCUGAUUCGCGCUGUUAUUAUCUUUGCCGAGGGUCUAUUCCCCAACGGAGAAAGCCACGCCCUUCACCAGGACCCACCAACUUCUUCCGCCAGAAUUCCCCUGCCGGUGCAGCGAAACCUGGCCGUCGACUUGCACGUGAAUGUUUUACUGGAUUCACACGGCAACAAUGAACUACUUAAAGUCAUCGAAGUGGUUCACCCACUGCCGACUUUCUCGCGCUUCAAAUCUGUUACGUGGCCUUCGACGGAAAACCCUUCAGCUCUUCAUUUUCGGGUCAGAAUCCGCCUUCAGGAGCGCAUCCAGCGGAUUGGGUUUUGGAUAGCCCAGAAUUUUAUUGUGUCACCAGAAUUGCUGGCCAGCGAAUCAUCGAUUGAGUUAGCCUUCGAGGUUCUCCCGUCCCGGGCGCCUUUGAGGAUGAAUUUCCUUAAUGAAGGAUCGUUUCUGAUCGAGUCUGACCGCUUAGACCACGUUUCCGAGCUCGUUCAACAUUUGGCGAAUUUUUUCAACGUCCAACACUUGGCUUCCGAUAUUCAAAUCAGCGAUCAACAUUUGAAAAAGCUGACGGAACUCAUGGAAAGUGUUGGCGGCCAUCAAGCGGUUCGACAGCGGCUCACGGUGGACAUGGCCGAUCAGGUGAACGAAGUUCGAAAUUUGUUUUACGAGUCCGAGAACGCACGUUUGAUGAACGACAUGGCGGAAAUGAGACGUUCCUAUGCCGCCAUCCAGAGCGGAAAUCAGAAACUCGUUGAUCUGCAGAUCAUACGCGAUUCCAACUAUAGCGAAUUGAUGGAUCGCCUAAAGCAAAUCAAUCUUCACGUUCAGAAUUCUUCGAGUUGCCGGGUGGGAAAGUAUCAAACGGACGUCAUUCAAGCCAGUCGACAGGCUAUUAGAGCCGAAGACUUUGAGCAGCUCAUCAAGAUCACUUUGUACGGCGUUGAUCAAUAACCUUCGAGAAGAAAAGAAUUUUGAUGGCCUUAUGGCUUAUGUUUUAUCCAUAAAUCAUAUCCGUAGGCUACCUGUCUUAUAACCGGUUGGGGAAAAACCUGUACCUCAAUAGUUUAUUAA
Daphnia pulicaria is the source of this 2286-nucleotide messenger RNA. Its product is annotated as Bardet-Biedl syndrome 2 protein-like. The coding region runs from base 61 to 2166 and encodes 701 amino acids. Gene Ontology annotation, biological process: non-motile cilium assembly. Gene Ontology annotation, cellular component: motile cilium; BBSome; neuron projection. The transcript is spliced from 8 exons. NCBI's taxonomy places the organism in Eukaryota, Metazoa, Arthropoda, Branchiopoda, Diplostraca, Daphniidae. Gene Ontology annotation, molecular function: protein binding. The record is from RefSeq and is a predicted model, not a curated record.